CAAUGCAACUGUUUCAUUCUUUUGAACCAUCGUCAUCACAGUUGUUGUUUAAGAGCAAAGUACACUCCAAUACUUUCGCUGAAAGCAUGAAGUUUCCUGUAAGACUAGCACAAAUAUUCAGCUAUUUCCCGAUAUACAUCGGAAAACACGACGAACCUAUUAAAUUCAAAUGGCUAUAUUGGAGAAUGGGUUAUUCAUGUAUAGCUUUCCUACUUUUCGUUACAGAAUUCAUUUUUGUCGUUGUUGAGACAUGUAAACACAAACUAACGAUAAUAGACAUAAGAGUCAUCGUUUUUCAACUAGGUGCUGUCAUACAGUACAUACUAUUCUUCAAACUGACCUACGUUUGGCCGAGAUUUAUUAAGGAAUGGAGAAAAGUGGAGCUGCAUAUGAAAAACUACGAAAUAAUAGAAAAUUUGAAGUUAAAGAUAGCCUGUUUGGCUAGUAGUAUUAUGUUUAUUGCAGGAGUUGAACAUGGUUUGGUCAACGCUUACAAGUUAAAAGAUUGUUUCGAUAAGGAACCAACUGCUCGGGAAGCUUUCCAGACUUUUUUUACUUAUGCUUAUGAACAUAUUUUUCACGUUAUCGGAUAUUCUUUUUGGUUAGGAAGCCUUAUACAAUUUCUAAAUCUACAAAGAACUUUUUAUUGGAGCUACACAGACGUUUUUAUAAUGCUAAUGGGUUCAGUAUUGACGUACAGACUGAAACAAUUAUCACAGAAAAUAAAGGAGACCACAAAAGUUAGGGUGAACGACAUGGUCGUGUGGAAAACUCUCAGAAAAGACUACAUCCGCAUUUCAGAGCUCUGCUUCGUUGUCAACGAAAAACUCUCAGGCAUUAUCAUCUGUUGUUUCCUGAUGGACCUAUACUUCGUCUUAAUUCAAUUGUAUGGAAGUUUACGCAACAUGGAGAGCGUCAUUGAAAAAGUAUACUUCUUCUUGUCGUUCGGACUAGUGCUAUUGAGGAUAUUUUGUAUGUGUAUAUUCGGAGGAGCAGUCUAUGAGGAGUGGAAAAAUAUUAAGUUCCAUUUGAGUACAGUGGAUGCGACUGCGUAUAAUGCGGAGGUUGAAAGACUGAUGACACAUGUAACUACAUGCGAAUUGUCACUUUCUGGCAAGAAUUUUUUUAGUAUAUAUCGAGGAUUGAUGUUGCAGAUGGCUGGAGCAAUAGUAACCUACGAGUUGGUGUUGAUUCAGUUCUACAAAAGAAGAUAACGCUUGUCUUCUUAAGUCACAAGAAAGAACAAAAAUAUUCCAUUAUAAAAGUGCAGUACUUACCAAUCAUAACAAUUUUUAUUGAUUUUUUUACCAAAAUGUAUAUAAGAUACAAAUAUUAAACUAUGAUAUUGUAAGGAGUAUUAUUAUAUUAUUAUUAAUUU
This is a messenger RNA of Diabrotica virgifera virgifera (western corn rootworm), 1378 nucleotides long. RefSeq names its product gustatory receptor 5a for trehalose. Bases 3 to 1214 code for a protein of 403 amino acids. Gene Ontology annotation, molecular function: taste receptor activity. The record is from RefSeq and is a predicted model, not a curated record. Gene Ontology annotation, cellular component: membrane. NCBI's taxonomy places the organism in Eukaryota, Metazoa, Arthropoda, Insecta, Coleoptera, Chrysomelidae. The transcript is spliced from 8 exons. Gene Ontology annotation, biological process: detection of chemical stimulus involved in sensory perception of taste; sensory perception of chemical stimulus.